GACAGUGCCCCCCCACCUUUUGGAACUUUUUAAGUUUAGCUUCUUCUCCAGCUCUCGCUAGCCCACGCGCUAGAAACACCACCACUACAUCAUUAUCCAGUCACAGCCGGGCGAUCACAUCAUUCAAGAGGUACGGGUGCAGUUGGACAACACCUGUGCAGCCAUGACAAACACAAGGACCUUACAGCCCCCGCAAUCCGAGACGGCGAGAAAUGUCCACAUCUACAACCACGAGGGCCAAGUCAUCGGAGGCACCUACCAACACGGCUCCAUAACCCCGUUCCAACCUCUACGAUCUGUGCCCGUUAUUCCUCGACUUCCCGUCUUCCACAGCGGAUCAGGAAACGUGGGCGAUCUUUAGUCUGUGCGCUGAUGGGUCCAGAGGUUCCAUGCUUUCUAGGGAGCAGACGGCUCUGGAGGCGGGCAAGUAUAUUGUCCUAUCGAGGACUGGAGACCCGAUUGCAGUGCGCCCUACGGACAGGACGGCAGUCCGGCGUAUCGGUUCGGGAAGUGAUAGUUCGCAGAGACUCUCUUCCAAGCAAAAGCACUUCCGCGACCAGAUCCGGAAACGAGAUCAAGCGUGUGCGGUGACGGGGUACAGUCGCGCGGACUUCGCAGGGUUAAAAGCCGCCCAUAUUGUACCAAUCAUACCUCGCCAGCAGGAAGUGCGGCGGCAGGAACAGCAACAGCAGCAAGGUGACCACAAAUCCUGCGUCACUGACACUGGGAGUGAUACUGAUCUUGAUCUUGAUCUUGAUUUUACGCCAGCCGCCUCGAUGCUAUGUGGCGAGGACCUCCUCUCCCCACGAAAUGGUCUUCUUUUGAGUACAGCGGUUCAUACUCCAUUUGAUUUCUACGAAUGGGCCAUCAAUCCUAUGGACGGCUACAAGAUCACGGUAUUCCACAAGCAAGAUACACUAGUACCAAUCGACGGCAAGGUCCUCAGUGGGAAAUCCAGAAGCCAGGGAUUAGAGGACUGGCGCAUUAGUGAUGCUGCCUUGCGAUGGCACUUUGACCAAGCUGUUCCCAAGAAUAUGAAGGGGGCAACGGGCGAAGAGUGGCCGAACUGGGGAGAUGACUUGGGUGAAGGGUGUGAUCACAUCGCUGAGAUAAUGAAGGGCCCAGCGCCAGGUGAACGAAUGGAGCUCGAGUUGGAGAACCGUCUAGCGGGUUGGACAGAACAUGAGCGACAACAUCAAGUAUCCUAGCCGUUAGAUACCCAUCUCCAAAGCAAGUGUUAGCCUUCGCCUAUUGAGAACAAGGUAUUAACGAGGUCCCAUAU
This is a messenger RNA of Aspergillus calidoustus, 1282 nucleotides long. NCBI's taxonomy places the organism in Eukaryota, Fungi, Ascomycota, Eurotiomycetes, Eurotiales, Aspergillaceae. The record is from the annotation of a GenBank genome assembly.